CCAGUGCGUCAGAGAACACAGCAUGAGGGACGGAAGAGGGACACCCCGCACCUGCCUCGCCAAAGGGAAAGGAGAGGGCGACCACUCGGACAAACUGCUGUGCAGACUUAACAGAGCACAGAAGGAGAGCCCUCGCCCGUCAGGUGCAUCUUGCCGGGUGAAGAAGCCUGUGGUUGAUGAAAGUGGAAAUGCACAAAACCAGACGGUAUCAUUGGAAAUGAAAAAUGAUCUGAGGGAGGUCAGCCUGUUGCUUCACGCUGGUGACAAAGCGUUUCCAUAUUUGAAAGAAUCAGUCAGAAGAAAUUCCACCUCCACAGCGGCUCGGAGCCAGACCGUGGAUCUGUUCUUUGCUCCUAUAGAAGAACGUUUUGCUGAGGUUUCCUGUGGUAUCCAGGAAACCCUGCGGAGGGCCUGGCUGGCAGGAGGGCCCGGGGCCACUGACAGCCACAGAGGACAGUGCUGCGAAGGAGAGCCUCGGGGGUCAGGGCCACGAUGCCGUCAGAAACAGUCAGAAAUGGGAAUCGCUGAGGAUGAACCACCAAGUGCUUUUCUUGAGGGGCAAGGCUCUGAGUUGGAACCCGAUUGCCUGCAUUCGGUCCUGGGUACACUGCUGCACCUGUGUCCUGAAGCUUCUCCAAGUGACGAGGCAGAAUGUGUGUCCCCUGGCCAUUCAGAGCCCAUGCUUUCAGAGCAAACAGAAUACAAGAAAGUGCUACCAGGUGUCAAAAGUACCUCAAACCAUCUGCGGAGAACACUGCGGUCACUGGCUCUACAAGCUUUUGAAGUAGCAAAGCCUAUAUGCCAUAGUUAAGGUACAAGCUGAACAGUAAAAGUAGUGAGAUUAAUUUUCAAUUGUCUUAGAAUGACUUCUUUCCAUUAAGUCUGGAUGCAAACAGUGCAGCUGUGUGUGAAGUUCCCGCUUUAGUUUGCAUGACCAGACAAACUAGUGGAAUUUAAACUCAUGGGAGGCUGGUUGGUGCAGGAGGAAAUCUGGAGGCACGUUUUCAAUUGUGCUGGAAAGACAUUCAGGAUUGGGAAACCACUUCAAGAGAACAUUAUAUCCUGUGUAAAUACCAGAUUAGAACCGAAAGUCCUCGAUGCACCAACACCCAUGUGAAAGGGCUGCUGUCCCGGGUCCUGUCCGCAGGGGUCCUGUCCACAGGUUGUCUGCUCAUCUCACGGAAGUGGGUAUUUGUAAAAGCCCCUCUCUACUCCUCCAAGCCUUGCUGAGUUGAUGCUGAGCUGUUACCAUUUCUGCAUUUUGUAGAAUGAUUUUGGUUUGCAUCAAAAUUGUAUUCCUUUUCUCACAUCCCUUUCCUUCCCCUUGAAACGCAAUGUUGAUGGAGGCCCUAUGGUGAGAGUUGCAAUAUUAAACCCAUUUGUAGAAUAAACCUUUCUCAAACAAGGGAUCCUAGCAGUGUUACUUGAAAUAGUGCAGGUGAGAGUGCUGUAGCUCAGAGAGGCCAAUCAAGUUUUUCCCUGAUAGAAGGUACCCAGUUUCUGGGAGUUGAGGUAGCUCUUACACUGAGAUUUUUCUGAGACAACUCCUUUGGUUGUUUGUUGAUAACUUUGCAUAAAGGUCACUUAAGAGAGUAAGUUUUUAAGGAGUCCCAAAGUAAGACAACCAUUUUCGGGAUUAUGGAUUGCCUAUAUCAGUUUAUAUCGUGUGCUAAAUUCCUAUGCUGUGUGCUAUUUUAGUGUUUCAGGAAAAUGAAAAAUAAAAUUUGUUCUUUGCCAUAAUAAAUGUCUUCUCUGUGUUGUA
Hipposideros armiger (great roundleaf bat) is the source of this 1762-nucleotide messenger RNA. RefSeq names its product family with sequence similarity 220 member A (gene FAM220A). The record is from RefSeq and is a predicted model, not a curated record. Bases 23 to 811 code for a protein of 262 amino acids. Gene Ontology annotation, cellular component: nucleus. Gene Ontology annotation, biological process: protein dephosphorylation; negative regulation of transcription by RNA polymerase II. NCBI's taxonomy places the organism in Eukaryota, Metazoa, Chordata, Mammalia, Chiroptera, Hipposideridae. The transcript has a single exon. Gene Ontology annotation, molecular function: STAT family protein binding.